AAUGACUAAUAGUUAAUGGAUCUAUUUGGAUAUUAUUGUAACAUAAUACAGGAGGAAUUAAAAACAAAAAGAAAAAAACAGAGUAUUCUCUAAAACAAAACAUUGCUCAGUCUUCCGCAUAAUCUUUUUUUUGUUUUCAGAUAAAUAUUGGCUUGACGACCAUUCACAAGGAUGGUCUGAAGCCACAGCGUGGAAAAACCAUUUUCCUUGCAACAGAUCCAGAUGUCUCUGCCACACCUCUGCUCAGUCUUGCUGCUAAAAAAAUGAAGGACUUCAACAAAGAUAUAAAAGAUGGACCUUUCCUCCUUCUGUACCCAGAUGGGACAGAGGUUAUUAAUAUCCCUGGGACACAAACACCGUUCACUCUUAAAGCUUAUAAGGCUGAAAUUGGCAAGUCAUACCAAAGGAUCUCUCUUUUCCUCUGCUUGAAAAGGGACUUUGAAGAAGUUGGAAAAUUGUCAGACUCGUCCGAUUCCGACCCAGAGGUUGUUAUUAGAAAAAACUCAGAGUUUGAUCAUGCUGAUACACUGCCAUGGGAACCUAUGGAUGAAAGCAGUCCUUUGCAAAAGGUGGCAGAAACAGAGAAUGGUGUUGGGGAUCUUGUACUUGCAAAUGAAGUACAACAGGUUAUGGACUUGGAUAACAAUGGCAACAAUCCAGGCACCAGUCAAUGUCUCACUGUCCAGAGCUCCUGUUACAGAGACUACACCACUCUCUUUGAGUCCAUUGUUAUUGAUGAUGAUGAUGAGAUUGAAUAUUUUACAGAAGACAAAAAGCAGGACCUGCCCCCAGAAGAACAUUUACAAACGUGCAGCCACAUGAUAUUAUUGCAGAACUGGCCAAGAAUAUUGACCACAAGAAAGUCAGCCGGUUCAACAUAUGUCGUACUGAUGUGCGGGAUGGAGCUGUUCGGGGCUUUCAGAGGAGCACAUACUCCGACAAGAAUGACAUGUUCAUCAAAUUUAACGAUGAUGCUGGCUGUUUGGAGGAAGGGUUGGACACAGGUGGCCCGAGGCGUGAGUUUCUCACACUUCUUAUGGCCAUUCUGAGAAAUUGUCCUAUCUUUGAUGGACCCCCAGAAGCUCGUUACGUUGAGUGCAAUUCGAGAGGUGAGUCAUUUUUGGGUUAGUGAACCUAACUAACCUUAGUUAGUGAAGUGGUAGUACUUCUAAAAUAAAAAUUUGCAGAAACAUGUGCUUAUGUGUCUGUCAUAAGCAGAUCUAAGAUUUAAUUACCCACAGUAAUAAUUUGCUCUGUACAACAGCUGCCAGGGAAGAUGAGUAUUUUUUAGCAGGAAAGAUGAUUGCUGUAUCGAUUGAACAUGGGGGACCGGCACCACAUUUUCUCUCAAAGAACCUGGUCAACUACAUGAUAGGGAAUCCAAGUUUCAGCGCCACUGUUGAAGAUGUUCAAGAUGAGGAGAUAGGGAAAGUUCUAAAGCAGGUAGGAAAUGACCUAGGUUUAGGAAAUAGAUUUAUUGUAUGCCAACUGGAGAUUAUUUUCACGUUCAGAUUAAGAUUAGGAAAUUAUUAUAACAAAAUAGUAAUUUCGUUUUCUCAAAGCUUGACAAAUCUUUUUGUUUUGAAAGGCCUGAUUUCAGCCUAUCUCAAGAAAUGUGAAAUCACAAAUGCACAAAAUGUUUAUGCUAUUUUUGUAUUCAUAACGAAGAAGUUGUCAAAUUGAUAGUUCUGUACUUCUUCUUAUAAUAAACUGCUUGUUUUAUAGGUCCUGGAAGCUGAAUCAGACGAAUCUCUGCUAAAUAUAAUUUUUCAAAACAGCGGGAUGUUCCAAACUGCUGGUUGCUUCAGAAGUGUGAAGAAAACUUCUGUAGAGGAGUAUCUCAGAUGGUACAUCCUUGACAGAAACCACAGUGCCAUUCAACGGUAAUUACUAAACAGUGAGCUAUUAAUAUUAUAUUAUGUUAUAAAGAUUUUAAAACUAUUCUAAAGUUCGAUGCUCAAUACUCAAGAUCAAUGACAUAUUUCCAGUUGUUCACACCUGCCACUGAUAUCAUGAUGUUGUAAUUUACUAUGAAAAACUAAUUGGGUAUAAAAAAUUGUGAUCAAAUUAUAGAUAUGAAAUUACUUGAUCAGAUAUCAAGUUUAACAAGCUUCUUUCCUUAAUUGAUUUUGUUUUUUAUCUUUGGUUGGUAACAUCUUUGUGUGUCCUUCUGAAAAAAUAUGUGAAAUGUUGUAAUAUAUUGAGCAAUACUUUCCAAAUUCUGAGUUUCACCACUUUUAUCAUCCAUUCAGAAUUUUAUGUACAAUAGGUAUAAUCUUCUUUUGUCAUCAUAAAUAUAUAUAUAUUUUUAAUCAUUGUCAGAUUAAUCAUAGGUAUGGCACAUGAAUCAUUUUU
Messenger RNA from Xiphophorus couchianus (Monterrey platyfish), 2355 nucleotides. RefSeq lists its product as uncharacterized. The coding region runs from base 264 to 1049 and encodes 261 amino acids. The transcript is spliced from 7 exons. The record is from RefSeq and is a predicted model, not a curated record. Lineage: Eukaryota; Metazoa; Chordata; Actinopteri; Cyprinodontiformes; Poeciliidae.